CUUAUAAAAUAAUGGCUGAUGAAUCUAAACAAGGUGAUAGUAAAAUUUUUUUAAUAUGUUUUAUUUAUUGGAAUUCAAAUACAAGUUUUCUACAAGCAACUUUAUUAGAAAUAAAAGAUUUAUUAAAUUGUAGUGGAUCUACUAUUGCUAAUCUAGUUGUUGAAACUUGUAAUACUUAUAAAAUAAAUUAUAAAAAAUGUUUUACUUGGAUAACUGACAAUACUGCCUAUAUGUCAGAUUAUAAAGGUGGUGCUGUUACAUUAUUUAAUAAUAAAACAUCAUCAAAUUUAUUUUGA
Racocetra persica is the source of this 296-nucleotide messenger RNA. The record is from the annotation of a GenBank genome assembly. NCBI's taxonomy places the organism in Eukaryota, Fungi, Glomeromycota, Glomeromycetes, Diversisporales, Gigasporaceae.